CUCGGGAGCGCCGCCGAUCGGUCGCUAGGAUUUUCCCUUCUCCGCCAAAAUGGAGGAGAAGGUCUCUCGCCUGGUGAGGGGAGCAGAGAUUAUAUGACCGGAUCCGCCUCUGUGAGCGACUUUCUUUGUCGGUAAAUCGCGCAUGCAGCUGAACGGAAGCCUGUGAGGACCCCCCCCCCCCCCUCCCGUCGCUGUUUCCGCCCAAAGCGACCGCAGCGAUGAGCGCAGGAGAGGGUCUGGAUGAGGCUGCGAAGGACGCGGCAGACAUAGCGGCGUUUUUCAAAUCCGAUUGCUCUCUUCCAAAGUGUGAAUCCAAACUGGACGGCCCCGGUCAAACAUCAGGGUUCCAUCGCAACGAAGAUUUGAAAGCCAUUGAUGUGCUUCCCAUCCUAAAAGAGAAGGUCGCCUUUCUUUCAGGUGGCAGAGACAGACGUGGGGGUCCAAUUCUCACUUUUCCAGCACGGAGCAACCAUGACAGAAUACGACCCGAGGACCUGCGUAGGCUUGUAGCAUACUUGGCUACUAUUCCAAGUGAGGAGGUGGCCAGACAUGGCUUCACCGUCAUCGUGGACAUGCGUGGUUCUAAAUGGGACAGCAUCAAACCGUUGCUGAAAAUCCUACAGGAGUCUUUUCCCACCUGCAUCCACGUUGCCCUCAUCAUCAAACCGGACAACUUCUGGCAAAAACAGAGAACCAACUUUGGCAGUUCUAAGUUUGAAUUUGAAACGGUGAUGGUCUCAUUAGAGGGCUUAACCAAAAUAGUGGACCCAUCGCAGCUGACAGCUGACUUUGAGGGCAGCUUAGAGUACAACCAUGACGACUGGAUCGAGGUGCGGCUAUCAUUCGAGACAUUUGCCAGUGAUGCAGCGAGGGCUUUGUCACGCCUCGAGGAGCUCCAGGAGGUCCUGUCCCAGCGUGAUCUCCCGCGGGACCUGGAAGGAGCCCGCCGCCUCAUGGAAGAGCACGCUGCGCUGAAGAAAAGGGCCACAAAGGCGUCCAUAGAGGAGCUUGACACGCAGGGCCGACGGCUGCUCCAAAGACUGCAGUCUCAUUCUGCAGGGGGUGGAAACAGCAGUGAAAGCGGAUACGGCAACCGCGGCGUGGGGGCCAGUGGAGAUUCCAACGACCAUCACCACGGGCUCCAGGGUUACAGCGACGCACACAGUCUAGUGGCUAAAGUUACGGCUUUGUUGGAUAAGCUGCAUGGGACGCGGCAGAACUUGCAGCAGCUGUGGCACAUGAGGAAGCUAAAACUCGACCAGUGUUUCCAGCUGCGGCUGUUUGAGCAAGAUGCUGAGAAGAUGUUCGACUGGAUUAUGCACAACAAGGGGCUUUUUCUUACCAGCUACACUGAGAUUGGGGGGAACCACCAGCAUGCUGUUGAGCUGCAGACACAGCACAAUCAUUUUGCUAUGAACUGCAUGAAUGUCUAUGUGAACAUCAACCGAAUCAUGUCGGUGGGAAACCGACUCCUGGAGUCUGGUCACUACGCCUCCCAGCAGAUCCAGCAGAUCUCCGGCCAGCUGGAGCAGGAAUGGAAAGCCUUUGCUGCAGCCCUGGAUGAACGCAGCACACUGCUGGAGAUGUCUGCCAGCUUCCAUCAGAAGGCAGAUCAGUACAUGAGUAAAGUGGAGCCAUGGUGCAAGGCAUGUGGAGAGGGAGAGCUGCCCACCGAACUCCAGGACCUGGAGGAUACAAUCCACCAUCACCAGGGACUCUACGAGCACAUCACCACGGCAUACUCAGAGGUAAGCCAGGAAGGCAAAUCUUUACUGGACAAGCUGCAGCGACCGUUGACCCCAGGAAGUGCCGAUUCGUUGAUGUCCUCGGCCAACUACUCCAAGGCUGUGCACCACGUCCUGGAUAUCAUCCACGAGGUUUUGCACCAUCAGAGACAACUGGAAAACAUAUGGCAGCAUCGCAAAGUCCGACUUCAUCAGCGGCUGCAGCUUUGUGUGUUCCAGCAGGACGUGCAGCAGGUUUUGGAUUGGAUCGAAAAUCAUGGCGAGGCUUUCCUAAGUAAGCACACCGGCGUGGGGAAAUCUCUGCACAGAGCCAGGGCUCUGCAGAAACGACACGAGGACUUUGAAGAAGUUGCCCAGAACACCUACACUAAUGCUGACAAGUUGCUGGAGGCAGCAGAGCAGCUGGCCCAAACUGGAGAGUGUGACCCAGAGGAAAUAUACCAGGCCGCCCACCAGCUAGAAGACCGCAUCCAAGAUUUUGUGCGGCGUGUGGAGCAGCGUAAAGUCUUGCUGGACAUGUCUGUUGCAUUUCACACGCAUGUCAAAGAGCUGUGGACGUGGUUGGAGGAGCUGCAGAAGGAACUGCUGGACGAUGUGUAUGCGGAGUCCGUGGAGGCGGUUCAGGACUUGAUCAAGCGCUUCGGCCAGCAGCAGCAGACCACGCUGCAGGCAACCGUCAAUGUUAUCAAAGAGGGAGAGGACCUUAUACAGCAGCUCAGAGACUCGGCUAUCUCCAGCAACAAGACCCCUCACAACAGCUCCAUGGCCCACAUCGAGAGCGUGCUGCAGCAGCUGGAUGAAGCCCAGGGCCAGAUGGAAGAGCUGUUCCAGGAAAGGAAGAUCAAGCUGGAGCUGUUUCUCCAACUACGCAUAUUUGAGAGGGAUGCCAUUGAUAUCAUCUCCGACCUGGAGUCAUGGAACGAGGAACUGUCCCAGCAGAUGAACGACUUCGAUACAGAGGACCUGACUCUGGCAGAGCAGAGGCUGCAGCAUCACGCUGACAAAGCGCUCACCAUGAAUAACCUGACCUUUGACGUCAUUCACCAGGGGCAGGAGCUGCUUCAGUACGUCACCGAGGUCCAGGCGUCCGGUGUGGAGCUGCUAUGCGACAGAGACGUGGACAUGGCCACACGGGUUCAGGACCUGCUGGAGUUUCUUCAUGAGAAGCAGCAGGAGCUGGACUUGGCUGCAGACCAGCACAGGAGGCACUUGGAGCAGUGUGUCCAGUUAAGGCACCUGCAAGCUGAAGUUAAACAGGUGCUGGGUUGGAUCCGCAAUGGGGAGUCGAUGUUGAAUGCAGGUCUAAUAACGGCUAGCUCCUUGCAAGAAGCUGAGCAGCUGCAGAAGGAGCACGAACAGUUCCAGCAUGCAAUAGAGAAAACACACCAAAGUGCUCUGCAGGUGCAGCAGAAGGCAGAAGCUCUUCUCCAGGCCAACCACUACGACAUGGACAUGAUCAGAGACUGUGCUGAAAAGGUGGCCGACCACUGGCAGCAGCUGAUGCUGAAGAUGGAGGACAGACUUAAACUGGUCAAUGCUUCUGUGGCCUUCUAUAAAACAUCAGAACAGGUGUGCAGUGUGUUGGAAAGUCUGGAGCAGGAGUACAAGCGGGAGGAGGACUGGUGUGGUGGGGCUGAUAAACUGGGCCCAAACAGUGAGUCAGAUCACGUCACACCUAUGAUCAGCAAACAUCUGGAGCAGAAAGAAGCUUUUCUUAAGGCCUGCACAUUAGCCAGACGCAAUGCUGAUGUUUUCCUGAAGUAUCUGCACAGAAACAGCGUCAACAUGCCGGGCAUGUUAUCUCAUGUCAAAGCACCAGAGACUCAGGUCAAGAACAUUUUGAAUGAGUUGCUUCAGAGAGAAAACAGAGUCCUCCACUUCUGGACGAUGAGGAAGCGGAGGUUGGACCAGUGCCAGCAAUAUGUAGUGUUUGAAAGAAGUGCCAAACAGGCCUUGGAAUGGAUCCACGACACCGGCGAGUUUUACCUGUCCACUCAUACAUCCACUGGCUCCAGCAUUCAUCACACACAGGAGCUACUGAAAGAGCACGAAGACUUCCAGAUCACAGCAAAGCAAACCAAAGAGCGGGUAAAGCUGUUGAUCCAGCUGGCGGAUGGGUUUUGUGACAAGGGCCACGCCCAUGCCCUGGAAAUAAAGAAAUGGGUUUCCUCGGUGGACAAGCGCUACAGAGACUUCUCUAUCCGUAUGGACAAAUACCGAACCUGCCUGGAAACGGCGCUGGGCAUCUCGUCUGACUCAAACAAGGCUAGUAAAGGACUGCAGUUAGACAUAAUCCCAGCUAGUGCUCCAGGGUCAGAGGUCAAGUUGAGGGAUGCCGCUCAUGAACUGAACGAGGAGAAGCGGAAAUCUGCACGACGAAAAGAAUUUAUAAUGGCUGAGCUGAUUCAAACAGAGAAAGCAUACGUGAGAGAUCUGCGAGAGUGCAUGGAUACGUACCUGUGGGAAAUGACCAGUGGUGUGGAGGAGAUUCCCCAUGGCAUCAUCAACAAGGAACACAUCAUCUUUGGGAACAUGCAGGACCUCUAUGAGUUUCAUCACAACAUUUUCCUCAAAGAGCUGGAGAAGUAUGAGCAGCUUCCAGAGGAUGUUGGCCAUUGCUUUGUGACCUGGGCUGAUAAGUUCCAGAUGUAUGUGAACUACUGUAAGAACAAGCCAGACUCAACUCAACUCAUUGUUGAGCAUGCGGGAGCCUACUUCGAUGAAAUUCAGCAAAGACAUCGUCUUGCCAAUUCCAUCUCGUCCUACCUGAUCAAGCCGGUUCAGCGAAUCACCAAAUACCAACUGCUUCUCAAGGAGUUGCUAACAUGCUGUGAGGAGGGAAAAGGUGAAAUAAAAGAUGGUCUGGAAGUGAUGCUCAGUGUUCCCAAGAGAGCCAAUGAUGCCAUGCAUCUCUCAAUGCUGGACGGUUUCGAUGGGAACAUUGACUCCCAAGGAGAGUUGAUCCUCCAAGAGUCCUUCCAGGUGUGGGACCCCAAGACUCUGAUUCGGAAAGGUCGUGAAAGGCACCUCUUCCUCUUUGAGAUGUCUCUCGUCUUCAGCAAAGAAGUAAAAGAUUCCAACGGACACAGCAAAUACCUCUACAAGAGCAAGCUCUUUACCUCUGAAUUGGGUGUGACAGAGCAUGUGGAGGGAGAUCCUUGUAAGUUUGCCCUGUGGGUGGGCAGGACCCCAACCUCAGACAACAAGAUUGUUCUUAAGGCCUCAAGUCUAGAGAAUAAGCAGGACUGGAUCAAACACAUCAGAGAGGUCAUCCAAGAGCGAACCGUCCACCUGCGCGGAGCUCUGAAGGAGCCCAUUCACAUCCCAAAAGCCACAGCUACCAAACACAAGGGCAGACGGGAUGGAGAGGAUCUGGACAGCCAAGGAGAUGCCAGCAGCCAACCAGACACCAUUUCCAUCGCCUCUCGCACAUCUCAGAACACGCUGGACAGUGACAAGCUCUCGGGCGGCUGUGAGCUGACGGUGGUAAUCCACGACUUUGUGGCCAGCAAUGGGGGUAGCAACGGGGAACUAACAGUCCGGCGGGGCCAAACUGUGGAGGUUCUGGAGCGGCUGCACGACAAGCCGGACUGGUGCCUGGUCCGAACCACAGAUCGGUCCCCUGCCCAGGAAGGCAUAGUGCCCUGCUCCAUGCUCUGCAUCGCCCACUCCCGCUCUUCCAUGGAGAUGGAGGGGCUGUUCAACCACAAAGACACCUUGUCUGUAUCGAGUAAUGACGCCCUGCAGCCAGGCUCCAGCCAAACUUUGGGCCCCCACAGCUCACCCGGACCCAAACGUCCCGGGAACACCUUAAGGAAAUGGUUGACGAGCCCCGUACGCCGACUCAGCUCGGGCAAAGCCGAUGGUCACAUCAAAAAGCUGGCCCACAAGCACAAAAAGAACCGCGAAGGCACCAGGAAGAACAUGGAAGUGAUCCCGGGGUCGCAGAAGGACUCCGACGACAGCGCCGCCACUCCACAGGACGAGACUUUGGAGGAACGCAUGCGCAACGAAGGGCUAAGCAGCGGCACCCUCUCAAAGUCUUCCUCAUCGGGGAUGCAGAGCUGCGGCGAGGAGGAGGGAGAGGAGGGUGCGGACGCUGUUCCUCUGCCUCCCCCGAUGGCCAUCCAGCAGCACAGCCUGCUGCAGCCUGACUCCCAGGAUGACAAGUCUGCGUCUCGUCUGUCCGCGCGUCCUAGUAGUUCAGAGACACCCAGUGCUGCAGAAUUGGUCAGUGCCAUCGAGGAGUUGGUGAAGAGCAAGAUGUCGCUGGAGGACCGGCCCAGUUCUCUGUCCGUGGAGCAAGGCGACAGCAGCUCACCCUCUCUCAACCCCUCCGACAACUCACUCCUCUCCUCGUCCUCACCCACGGACGAGAUGGACGAGCGCAAAUCUGGCUUCCUCAAGCGAAGGCACUAUGUGCUCCUUGAGUUAGUGGAGACUGAAAGGGACUACGUCAGGGACCUUGGAUCUGUUGUGGAGGGCUACAUGAGCAGAAUGAAAGAGGAGGGAGUUCCAGAUGACAUGAGAGGAAAAGACAAGAUUGUUUUUGGAAACAUCUACCAGAUCUACGACUGGCACAAAGAUUUUUUCCUGGGAGAGCUGGAGAAGUGUUUGGAAGACCCCGAGAGGCUGGCUACUUUAUUUGUCAAACAGGAGCGGAGGCUGCACAUGUACAUCGUGUACUGCCAGAACAAGCCCAAAUCCGAGCACAUUGUGUCCGAGUAUAUUGACACCUAUUUUGAAGACCUAAAGCAGCGACUUGGUCACAGACUGCAGCUCACCGAUUUGCUAAUUAAACCAGUCCAGCGCAUAAUGAAGUACCAGCUGCUGCUAAAGGAUCUACUCAAAGUUUCUAAAAAGGCAGGAGUGGACACAGCAGAGCUGGAGAAAGCUGUUGAGGUGAUGUGCGUGGUCCCAAAGCGUUGCAACGACAUGAUGAAUGUUGGACGUCUUCAAGGCUUUGAAGGGAAAAUUGUUGCUCAGGGCAGGCUGCUCCUCCAAGACACCUUCAUGGUUUCAGACCAAGAUGGGGGUCUACUGUCAAGGAUGAAAGAAAGGAGAGUGUUUUUGUUUGAGCAGAUAGUUAUAUUCAGCGAACCUCUGGAUAAAAAGAAGGGCUUCUCCACUCCUGGCUACCUCUUUAAAAACAGCAUCAAGGUGAGCUGGCUGGGUCUGGAAGAAAACACAGACGACCCCUGCAAGUUUACAUUAACUUCAAGGUCAUCUGCUGGGAGCAUGGAGAGGUACACGCUUCACUCCGCCAGCCCAGGAGUGUGCCAAGUCUGGGUUCACCAGGUCAGCCAGAUCUUGGAAAAUCAGCGGAACUUCCUCAACGCUUUGACAUCCCCCAUAGAGUACCAGAGGAACCACGUGGGUGGAGGAGGGUCAAGCGGACCCCCUAGUAGUAGCAGCAGUAGUGCCGGAGGCCUCCCAGGAGGCAGCAGCACCAACAAUACCUCCAAUUCGGGUGGAGGAGGAGGAGGUGGCGGAGGAGGAGGCUCAGGGGGUAACUCCAAUCUGUGCGGGCCUCGCUCUCGGCCCUCACGCAUCCCGCAGCCUUCCUCGCGCCUCCCCCAGCCUGUUCACCACCACCACCCCCCAGGCCCCGAGGGGCCUGACAGAUCAGCAGGUAUGUGGUCUCCCUGCCACCCGCAGCCCCCCGAUUCCUUUCCCUCUAACUGCUUUUCUGACAGCGCAACAAACGGAGAGCUGCCUGCCUCCGAGGUCCCUAAGAUGAGGAUGGACAGUCCUCACGGAAGCAGCUGUAGUAACAGUAACAGGCCGUUCAGUAAUGCGGACAGCAGUGUCAGAAAGGGAGGAUGUGAGGAGACGCAGAGGCCUCAGACCGCUGCGAAACCACAGAUGACAGUGGUUCCUUUGAAUUUUCCUCUAAAAAGCCCCCGAGUCGGCACCGUUUCCCCCCUAAUGUCAUCUCCAGCUGCUGGAGCAGCAAAGGAACUGAUCCUCCCUUCAAGCCCAGUGCAUAAAGGAAACCCUUUCUGGGCUGUAGUCCCCCCUCUGCCUCCUUCGCCCGCCAGCAGGCCCGGUUCCUGCUCCUUCCCCAGUGACAAUAGUGGUGGAGGGGACUCUUUGGGCAGGGGAAGUCACGGGACGCCAUCCCAUCACCGCCACUCCAGCCAUAAUAAGGAUGUAGACCGCAUGAGCACCUGCUCCUCCACCAGCGAGCAGUCUGUUCACUCCACCCAGAGCAACGGGAGUGAAAGCAGUAGCAGCAGCAGCGUGUCCACCAUGUUGGUGACCCAGGACUAUGUGGCAGUGAAGGAGGAUGAGAUCAGUGUGGCGCAGGGCGAGGUGGUCCAGAUGCUUGCCAGCAACCAGCAGAACAUGUUCCUGGUAUACCGGGCUGCCAACGAGCACAGCCCUGCGGCUGAGGGCUGGAUCCCUGGCUACGUUUUAGGCCACACCUCAACCUCCGUCACACCCGAGCUUCCUGAAGGCACCAUCAAAAAAUCAUUAUCAUGGCACACAGCCCUCCGCAUCCGCCGAAAGUCUGAGAAAAGAGACAAGGAGGGGAAAAAAGUGGAGAAUGGCUACCGCAAGUCUCAGGACAGCCUGGCGAACAAAGUCUCUGUCAAGCUUCUCAAUCCCAACUUCAUUUAUGAGGCUCCACCAGAGUUCCUCGUCCCUGUGAGCGAUGCAUUAUGUGAGAGCGGCGACAACGUCAUCCUGAGGUGUAAAGUAUGUGGCCGUCCCCGAGCCACCGUCACCUGGCACGGGCCGGACAAUGACACCCUGAGCAGCGACGGACACCACAGCAUCACAUACAGUGAGACAGGUGAGGCAUCUCUGCGCAUCCUGGGAGCGUCUCCAGAGGAUAGUGGGAUGUACACCUGUGUUGCCACGAACAUCGCAGGCACCAGCUCCUCUUCUGCCAGUCUCACAGUUUCAGGAUCCCCCGAUGAUGAAAGCGAAAUCGUCUGGAAAAGCAGCUUUGAGUCCUAUUUUACAGAGAUAACUGAACUGGGAAGGGGCCGCUUCUCAGUGACUAAGCGUUGUGACCAGAGAGGAAGCAAACGAACUGUAGCAGCAAAACACGUCAACAAGAAGCUGCUGCGUCGUGAGAGGGCGCUGAAGGAGGUCCAACUCCUCCAGACUCUGGACCAUCCUAACCUGGUCAAACUGCUGGACACAUAUGAGACAGCCAACAGCUACGUGCUCAUCCUGGAGAUGGCAGACCAGGGCCGAUUCCUGGAUUACAUUGUGAGCUGGGGGAACCUGACUGAAGAGAAGGUGGCUUUAUACCUUAGAGACAUUCUUGAGGCUCUUCACUACCUGCACAGCUGGAGGAUAGCACACCUCGAUCUCAAACCUGAGAACAUUGUGGUGGAGCAUGCAUCCUCCCAGCCUGUAAUCAAGCUGACAGACUUUGGUGAUGCCGUGCAGCUGAACUCUGGUUGCUCCUAUGUGCAUCCUCUGCUGGGAAGCCCCGAGUUCUCUGCUCCUGAGCUGGUUCUGGGUCAGCCCGCUUCCCUGAUGUCUGACCUCUGGAGUUUAGGUGUGGUGACCUACGUUGUCCUGAGUGGCGCCUCUCCCUUCCUGGACGAAAGCCUGGAAGAGACGUGCCUGAACAUCUGCCGCCUGGACUUCAGCUUCCCCGAAGAUUACUUCCAGGGUGUGAGCCCAGCUGCCAGGGACUUUGUGUGCCGGCUGCUCCAAAGCGAGCCGGAACGACGCCCCUCUGCGGCGUCCUGCCUCCAGGAUCCAUGGCUGCAGCCCCGAGACGGCGGUCGCGACUCAUCAAACCACACGCAGCCACACGCAUUGCCACCAUCGCCGACCUUUCACAGCGUGCACCUGGACACCUCCCGGCUUAUCUCCUUCAUUGAGAGACGGAAGCAUCAGAACGACAUUCGGCCCGUCGGCGCCAUCAAGGUCUUCCUUCACAGCCGCCUUCUCAACCACAGCUAACGGUAGACAGACGGGAAGGAACUUUCUCCGAGAGGACCACCAGCACCAAGUCUACAAAGAUCCCCUUUUCCUUCAACUAGCCACAAAUGUCCUGCUGCUGCUGCUGCUGCUGCUGCUGACUGACUGACUGACUGAUAUACCCCUUGUUCUCCUCCUCCUCCUCUUCGUCCUUGACAUACUGUCAUCUUGUCUGCACAAGUGAACUGCUGGAAUCCAUUAGAGAUUUCAAACCAUGACUCAACUGGAGAGCGUCAAGCUUUCCUAACAAGCCAAUGCGAGCAAGUCUCCCAUUGUGGACGGUGAUACAGAAAAUAGAUGCAUACUAUACUGUAAAAUAAGAAUAUUUCAGGCUGCUUUUGAGUGACACACACAAAAAAUGGCUUUUUGUAAUGACAGAUUACUUUUUUUGUAAAAGACACUAUGUACAGCGAGAGAGAAAUACGACUGUCUUAUUCAUUUGGGAAUAAAGUGUAGUUGUAAACAAAAGAGGAAUAGAAUUUGUUCCAGAACAAAAUAUGACUAAGAGUUGUUUUCCAAAACUGCAUAAAAGUUACCUUCUGUGCAAUAGUUUGCUAAUCAUUACCACCCUUCCUCAGUUUCAAGGUAAAUCCGAACAGUUUGUGACAAAAAAACAACAGAAAUCAUUGAACUUGCGCAUUAAAGCCAUCCAGCUAAUCUUCCCGGAUCUCUACCUGCUUCCGCCUUAUUUGUAAAUAACGCAUUCCUGCUUUAUAUCUUUUCGUUUUGAAGAUUUUUGUUGGCUGAAAAAAAGGCGACUCACCCACUAGCAGAUUCUCAGCGGCUGGAAUUUUACUCAGAACCAACCGCUACUAGAAAAGGCAUUCAUAAUUCGCAUUGGUUCUUGUGCAGCGUUGCAGCUUUAGGAUGUAUGCAACUAUUUAUGAAGACUUGUGUUGUAGCCGUAUUCUUAAAAAAGGCAUGUAUGUACCUGGUACUGCUUUAGAUGUCUGUAUUGUGUUGAUUCCUAUGGAUUAAGUUCAGUAUUAAUAUCAGUAAAACCUGAGACAAAGAUAGGGUUUUCUGAAAUAGUGUAUAAAAAUGUGGAUCUAUAUAAUAAUGUGUUAUUUUUAUGCUUUUCAUUUGUCCUUGUCCUUUUUUUUUUUGUAACAAAACCAAAGUUGUCUAAAAUUUCUGUUCCAACUAGUUCCCUUUUUUUUUUGUUUUGUUUUGUUUGUGAUGUUAAGUUAUGAAGAACCACACUGACGCUGGACAUGUGUAUGAGUGUUUACAAAGGUUCAGUGUGCGUGAGUAUUUAUUUUUAACUUUUUUUGUGAAGACUAAACCGUUUGGUGAAUUUUGUUGCUGAAAUAAGAGAUUUCACUCGUCCGUUUUUCAAGAUGUGCACAAAGUGGUUUCCUCUGUGAGUUUGUUCGGCUUCUGUAGGUUGACGCUGGUGUGUGUUUGUGGAUUCGUUUAAGCUCCUCAGUUUGGCAUCAUGAAGCGUUUACCUCUUCAUUAAGCAAUAGGUCCAUGAGAGGAAAAAGGAAAAAAAACAAAAACGGACCUUUGUGAGGGGGGGUGCAUUUAAAGAUGCAUUGUAACCGUGCAUUGAACAGAAUUUGUACUCCAACAUUUGAAGUUGAAUAGCUUUGAUACAUGUCCAUCAGCCUUCACAGGUAAAAGGGUCUGCCAGUUAUUUUUGCUGGGAUGAGUUGUCUUUUUUUUUCUUCUUUUUCUGUGAAACACCUUGACCGGCGACUAAAACGCUCAUUGCAUCUCCUCCGGUUACUAACAAGAAACGACAGAUGUGCUUGUUAUAUUUGAAGGUUGAAAGAGAUGCUGUCAAGUCUUAGGAUUUUAUCCCUCCUCCAUAUGUUAUGACCAUAUGUUACCAACUCUUGUUGGUCUAAAGAUUCCACUUUGUUUUACUUUUAUUUAUUGGAGUUUGGGUUUCCCACGAGAUAUUUGAUCAGAUUCUCCUCAGAGCAUCUGUGCAUGGAAGGAUUUGAUGAAAGUACAACUCAUGAUGUAAAGAUGUACAGAGAGGGUUGGGCAGUUUGCCCACACUCAGGAUGUAAACCUCAUAACUGUCAUAUUUUAAAUAAACCUAGAACAAGACUGCGGCAAUGUCAUCUUGAAUGUCUUAUGACUCAUUUUUACUUUUGCAUGUAUAUUUCUUUGUACAGAAGAAUGUCUUUACUUGUGUUGUAAAUAUUUUAUUUUGUUCUCUGUUAUUUUGCCAUUAAACAUACAAGAAACAA
Molecule: messenger RNA, 11899 nt
Organism: Oryzias latipes (Japanese medaka)
Lineage: Eukaryota; Metazoa; Chordata; Actinopteri; Beloniformes; Adrianichthyidae
Gene: triob
Product: trio Rho guanine nucleotide exchange factor b
Biological process (GO): axon guidance; protein phosphorylation; intracellular signal transduction
Cellular component (GO): extrinsic component of membrane; cytoplasm
Molecular function (GO): protein binding; guanyl-nucleotide exchange factor activity; protein kinase activity
Source: RefSeq, a predicted model, not a curated record